UUUGACUUCUAUCCUUAAGAAACGUUUCCAAAUUGGUUUUGUUGAUGGACUCCUCAAACUAGUUGAAAAACUGUACAACAAAUACUAUCAUCGUUCUUCCAGAAAUUUCUGUAAGUUCUUUGAAGUUUAGUUUGGAAAAGUGACUUUUCAACUAUUAUUGGUAGUGGACCAGGCAGCUGGAGGAAGCUACCACUGAGGUGGUCCCAUGUGACUUGUAUGGUUGUCAACGUCAAGUUCUGCACGUGAUUACAAAAUGGAUAUCGGCAGAAUGCUAUGUCAGAUAAAAUGUCAACGGCUCUGUCUAGUAUUGUUGGCAGUUCUCCUGGUAUUGACACAAGCAGCUGAAGAGAGUGCUUCUCCACAAGAAAAAACUCAGAUGUGGCGAGAGACAGAGUCUGACAUAAAUACAGGAGGCUCAGAAAUCGACAGCUAUGGAGCGGAAUCCCAGGACACCAACACACAACGAGAGAACCAUCCCAACUCCUCCCCCCUCCUGGUUGGCGAAGGAGAGGAAGUAGACGAAAGACCGUGGAGACCGCGAAACAGGACGCGAAACGGAAACGGAAAACGAAGGAGGAGAAUGAGGAAACGUCCGAGAACCACUACCCCCACCCCCGAAGGAGGGGAAGAUGGAGAAGAAGGUUACAAACCUAGGUACCAGGAUAGAGUAAGAGGGGGAGAGGAUAGUGAGAGAGAAGUGCUACGAAUUAGAGAGGAAGGAGCAGGAGGGGUUGUUCCUAGUGAGGAGGAAGUAGUGUACCCGAGAAGAAGACCACAAAAAAGGAGGAGACGACCUGUGAAGAGACCUCCUCCGGUGGAGGAAGAAGGACAGGAGAAUGGGGGACACGGUGAAGUAGAGAGGGAGAUAUUCAGGAGCAGACCUGGUUCACAAUAUUCAGAACCCGAGGUUAACAAGGGUACACUAGAUGAAUUUGGGGAAACUACAACAAAAAAUCGUGAAAAUACCUAUAGAGCCCGACCUGAUACGUAUAGAGUUAGACCCGGCCCACCUAGAGAUAGAUACCAGGAGCCUGAAGGAUACAGGAGUCGACCCGAAAACGGACAACGUAAGAGAAGGAAAGGGCAAGGUAGGAAAAGGAUACGAGUGGAAGAAGUGAAAAUUGAGACAACUACAAUGAGUCCUACAUCUUUCAGUGAGGAGAUUGCGAAGGAGAUAGAUGAAAACAAAGAGAUGACCAACAGAAACGAGGAAAGUAGAUACAGCACGAUAAUUGUCACAUCCAAGGUAGAAUCUACAGAUCCAAUGGAGGAGUACAAUAUCAUGAAGGAGAGUAAUGAGGAUGAGGCGGAGGAGGAGACGCAUGUUGCAGCAACAAAUCCCUACACCCCAGACACAACACAACAUGUUACGACAGCAAGUAGCGAAGAAAGUGUAACAUACACCAGUCAACUACCCACAAGGUUCACCACAGAUCUAGAAGAGGAAACAUUGAGGUUCACUGAUGUUACAACUGGAAAAUACUCAACCGAAGUUGAUUCAACGUCAACGGUCGUUGAUGACCAUGACACAAUCACAACAGGACUGCCUAGGGAUGAGGAGAAUUCAGUUGAAACAACUAGUUAUUCAACGAGUACAGAGACUACAGUGCCCGAGAUUAGAUACACAACAGCGUUCACAACGGUUGAAGAUGUGGACAAAACCACAAAGGAAAUGGAUCCAAUGAUCACGUCCCUGGGAACCACCCAAACUCCCAGAACGCCUCCAAGAUACAGUUCCAGGAUGAAGUACCACAGUCGGGUACAGGGUAGUACUAAGGAGCCACAAGUUUCCACCACGACUGAGUAUACCGGGUACAGAAUCACCACAGAGAGCAGCACUACGAAAGAACCACUCAAAGCUGUAUUGAACCGGAAGAAAUUGUUCUCAAAUUCGAGACGUCGCCUACCACCUACUUCCGCCAUUAUCAGGAGGAGGUUAAAGAAGAAGGACAAUGAAACAACUGAAGGUAAAGAUGGAGAGGGAGACGAAUUGGUGAUGAAGAUGAAGAUACCAGUACACAUCAACACCGAGAAAGAGUUGAAGGUUAAAUAUCACACAGUAACCCAAAAAACAGAUACUAAGAACGAGAUUGACACAAGUACCUUGAUGCCUGUAGGAUAUAAAGCUGCGCCAGAAGUUAUCUCACCGAUGAAACUUCUAGAAGAGGUCACAAUUGGAGAGGUUUUGAAAAUGAUGUCAACAACCGGCACAACUCUCAGCCCACACGAGGAUGCAACAUCAGAGAGUUACACCAGGGCGACACCCAAGGUUCUAGAGGGUGUGGAGUUGCCUAACAUCAGAGACGAGAUCCUUGAUUUGAUCAGAUCGGAUGAGAGUGGAUACACACGGUUGAAACGUAUACUGGAGCUCAGGAAUAUGACGUUGACUGAUUUAUUGGAGCAUAGGGAACGAGGGUCAAGUCAGUUGCAUUUUUCUGAAGCGUUCAGGAGUAGUACAACUGUUGCUCCAAGUAACGUAACAUCUGAUGUGCAGGAAACAACCAAAAAUGUAGAAGGGACAACCAAAAAUACAGAAGGUACAACUAGAAAUGUAGAAGCUACAACCAAAAAUACACAAGGGACAACCAAAAAUACACAAGGAACAACCAAGCAUGUACAAAUUACAACUAGAAAUGAACAAAGGACUACUAAAAAUGUACAAGUAACAACUGAAAGAUUGACUACAACAGAAGAAUCCACCCCCCAACCUGAGCCCGAGCCUAUACCUGUAGAGGUAACAAGUUCGAGAGCAGAAUUGGAGUUGGAAAAAGAAAUAGAAUUAGCAAAACAGAUGGAAUCUCGAAAAGAAAUCGAUUUUGACCAGAAUCAAGAUGAAAGCAAGUAUAACUUGAUUAUGAGAACUGUAGAAGCUAGCGUGAUACCUAUCCCGAUUGAAAAUAACGGUAGGAGAAACGAGGGGUACAUUCAGUUUCCUGAACAGGGGGUGUUGAAAACGUUUCCUACUUUCCUUACCGAUACUAUAAGGAAAGAUAAGGACAGGUAUAAGGAGGAGGAGGUAAGGAACAGGGGACCAAUUUUGAAGGAACCUAGUAUCAAGUUUUAUAUUGAUUCGAAGCGGGAUGAUAAACGGGAACCUAGACAACACUUCGAGAGUGUUCGGACCAAUCAAACGAGUUCAAAUAGAAGUGGCAGCGAACAAACAAUGAGGCCGUUCAGGGGUGAAAGCAAGGAGAUACUGAUAGCAGUGACGUCAUCCCGUCCCAAACCGUCAGUACAUGUUGAUGACGUGCUUUUAUUCAAUGAAAGCGACGAAGUCCACCGAUCCCGCACCAAAGCCGUCGGAAAAAUCAGCGCGGACACGGAGAGCGAAGAAGAAGAACCCCGUUACAACGAUUUCGCAGAUCUCAGAAGAUUCCCACCCGGCGUAAAAUCAGCCAUCCUAGCUAGUGGAGCCGUUCUGGGGAUAGCUAUCCUCGGAUUCCUCACAGUUUUGGUCACCUGUCGACUGAGGCAACGAAGCGUACGUCGCCGCGCUAAGCGCGACAUACUUUGCGAACAACUCCAGGAGGACUUCAGAAGCAGCCAGUGUAGUUUAAGUCCGGUGCUUAGUAAGCACCAACGAGUGCCUGUGUUUAGUUCUCGCGGUAUUCAUUCGAAUACUUCGUCGAACAGGCAUUACUAUCUAUGGAGGACUUUGAGGAAAACAUUCCAGUAUGAAUGAACGUUAUUUCCCAUCAAUUUGUGAUGUUUUAAAAGUUUGAAUCUAACACAAAUUGCUGUUGAAACAAGAGCAAGUGAACAUUAUCUCCUUAAGUUUGUGAUUUUUACCCAAGUUUGAAUCAAACCAACACUGUUGAAACAAGAGCAAGACAUUCUUGAAGUUUGUCAUGUUUUAAAGGAGUUUAAUAUGAUAGAAUAUUGAUUUCUUUAAAUUGUAUCGGUUUUUUGAAGAAUUUGAAUAGAAUAAACAUGUCAAAGCAAAAUCAUGACAUAGUUCAGUCCUAACAUGAGUUUCAUGAAGUUUGAUUCUGAUAGUACAUGAAUUUGUAUCAAAUACUCAAUAUUGUUAAAAGAAGAACAUAAAAUUAUCGGAGUUCAAGUUUGCGAGUUCUUUAUCAUGUUUAAAAUUUAAGAAGAUCAAUUAUAAAGUAAGAAUCUGUAAGUUUGAUAUACAGUAUAGAUUCUAAAAUUGUAAAGUUUUAAUCAAAUCAUGAAGACCAGUUUUUAAAGUGUGAGUAUUUUCAUUAUUUUACAUUAUUAUACAUGAGUAUUUAUCAUUAUGAAUGCUUUAUUGAAUUAUGAAUUCAUUUGAAUUUUAUCAUUAAACAUGUGAAUGCUUAAGAAAGUGGAUAUUCACUAUACAACUGAUAAGAGCUACUUAAAAAAUUCUAUUCUUAAAAUGAUUUUCAUCACACAGUUUCAAAGAUAAUGGGAAUUCUAUGACAUUUUUAAAGAUUGGAUUUUUAAAUACCAUUGAAUGAUUUUUAUAAUAUUCAUGAAUCCUUCCAUUCUUCUGGUUUUCAGUUCCAAGCGUUCUUCCAACUAUAGCCAUAUUUUCCAGUUGAUACAGUUAUGUUGCUUCAAAGAAUGUUCCCCACCAUUCAGUUGAAAAAUACUGAAUAAUAACUAUAAACAUAUUGUACUUCCAAAAGCUUUAAUAACCUUUAUUGAGUGUGAUAUCCAAUAAUGAAUUUCAAGAUGACAAUUUUCGGAGAAAUCAUUAUUUUACAUUUGUAGUAAGCUACAUGAAAGAUGUUUGAUUCAUGAUUUUGUAAAGUUCACGAUGUGCCAACAAACGAAAUAAAGUAUGGAAACUUGAAAGCAGCAUUUAAGAGCCUUUACUUGAUGGCUUUUGAUUAUUUUCAUGGAGAGCGAAAAAUUGAUUUUAUAAAAAAAUAGAGAGAAAACCACUAAAAAUAUGCUUUGAAAAUUAUAAUUAUUGUUAAUUAUUUAUUAAUUUGUACAAAUGAAUUGUUUCCAAACUAUUAUCCCAAUGAAAAUCUUUUAGUGAUAAUUAAAUUUAGUAGAAUAAGAUCCGAAAAACCGUUUUUGACAAAUACUAUAAGAGCAUAAACAAAACCAACUUUAUGUGCAAUAAUAAGUAGUAUCUUACAAGUAUAAUGUUGAUAAUAAUUAUAAAAAUAAGUACUUUUUAAAUCAUAAUAAAAUAAGGAUUUAUAUUUAUCAAUAAGUAGAUAGAUUCAUAUCUACUUUAUUAUGUAAAACAACUUGUUAUAAGGUUAUUAUAUUUGUUAAGUUUGAAAUAAAUGUUUUGUUCAUUUGUUGUUGUUCU
Messenger RNA from Nilaparvata lugens (brown planthopper), 5254 nucleotides. RefSeq lists its product as uncharacterized. NCBI's taxonomy places the organism in Eukaryota, Metazoa, Arthropoda, Insecta, Hemiptera, Delphacidae. Bases 254 to 3682 code for a protein of 1142 amino acids. The record is from RefSeq and is a predicted model, not a curated record. The transcript is spliced from 3 exons.